Anoplophora glabripennis (Asian longhorned beetle) is the source of this 809-nucleotide messenger RNA. RefSeq lists its product as uncharacterized. The record is from RefSeq and is a predicted model, not a curated record. Lineage: Eukaryota; Metazoa; Arthropoda; Insecta; Coleoptera; Cerambycidae. Bases 110 to 643 code for a protein of 177 amino acids. The transcript is spliced from 4 exons.
CUUUGCAAUAAUACUGUGAGCAAUGAACAUUUUACAGAGAUAGACGAAACUACAAGUUUUAAAGACUGUUUCACUUAAUCUGAACUUAGACGAGAUAUAUAGACAUGUCAUGUGUCGUACAUGUUCUAUAAAACUGUAUUCUUCAUUCGACUUUAAAUCCACUUGUCUUUACGUUGAAGAAAAGAUUCUUGCUUACGUUAAUCCUAAAGUGCCCUUUGUUGACUUAAGAGAUGUUUAUUUCAUGAAACUGGGGAACAGAUUUUUAGAUAAAAUGGAAGACGAUCAGAAAAUAUCUCGAUUAUGUUUACAGUUAGUUAGCGAAGGAUUUGUGCCAUUUCAAGAUAUGAACUUCGUGACGAUUCGUAGAUAUAUCCCAGAAGUGAAUUUUUCCAUCACUGAAGAUCCCAUCGUUUGUAGGAAAUGUUUUGAUUCACCCGGUGUUCAUGGUACUUUCAUAAAGAUUUGUUUGGAUGUUGAAGCAAAAAUUCACAAUAUAGGUGACAAGAUAAUCACAGGUUUCAAGUAUAGUAGUAUGUUUAGUAAAACUGGAAAUGAAAUUGAGUUAGGAGACGGAAAGAUGAAGGAAGGGUUUAAAAUUGAAAAAGAGCUAGAGACGGAUGAAACAUGCACUGAUCAAAACUGAAGAAAUUGAUAUCAAAUUUGAAGGAGAAGAAUGGGAAAGUGGUUCGCCUUCGUACAACUUACAUAAUGAAACAAUUGGAAACAUAAUGAGGCACACGAAUGAAGAUGUAGGAGAAAUAAACAAUGAAAUCGUAUAUAUAUGUGAGAUGGGGGAAGUUGAAAUAAGC